UCACUCCGCCCCCCCCCCCACCCCCGGCGCGCUGCCCGCCUCCCCAAACCAAGAGCGAACACACUCGUCACUUGCUUCCUCUACCCGCUGCAUAACAUGAGCUCCCUUCCCUUUGAGUGGACGUACAACGAUACAGAUGGUUUCCCAACGGCAUCCCGCUUCAUGCUGACCGAAACUGUUAUUAUUUAGGAGAAAUAUCUCCCCCCCCCUCCCCAUUCCCACGGUUACCGGUUGUGUUUUUUUUUUUUUGGAUGCGCCAUGCAAUCUCGCCGGUGGAGUUGUGGAAUUCGGCUGGUGGCGUGGACGUGUGUUUGGAGUCUGACAUUGCUCGGAGCGUGGUGCAUCCCCGCAAAUGAAGUGAACCUGCUGGAUUCUCGCUCUGUGAUGGGAGACCUAGGAUGGGUGGCCUAUCCUAAGAAUGGAUGGGAGGAGAUCGGGGAAGUGGACGAGGACUACGCUCCGAUCCACACUUACCAAGUGUGCCGGGUGAUGGAGCAGAACCAGAACAACUGGCUCCACACCAACUGGAUCCUGACCGAGGGCGCCCAGCGGGUCUUCAUCGAGCUCAAGUUCACCCUGAGAGACUGCAACAGCCUGCCCGGCGGGGUCGGGACCUGCAAGGAGACGUUUAACAUGUAUUACUACGAAACGGACGGGGGCGAGGAGGAAAUGGAGGACGGAGAGAUGAGCGAUGGAAUGGGGAUGACGGAGGAGGAAGACAGGGCGAUGAAGGAAAGCAGAUACAUCAAAAUUGACACCAUAGCAGCCGACGAGAGCUUCACCGAGCUGGACCUUGGGGACCGCGUGAUGAAACUCAACACGGAAGUCCGCGAUUUAGGUCCCCUGACUCAGAAGGGCUUCUACCUGGCUUUUCAGGAUUUGGGGGCCUGUAUCGCUUUGGUGUCUGUGCGCGUUUUCUACAAACGCUGCCCGCUUCUAGUGAAGAGUUUGGCCGAGUUCCCCGACACCAUCCCAGGCUCAGAGGCUUCACAGCUGGUGGAGGUAGUGGGCCGCUGCGUCAAUAACUCCCUGCCUUUAUAUGAGCCUCCCAGGAUGCAUUGCAGCACGGAGGGAGAAUGGCUGGUGCCGAUCGGGAAGUGCGUGUGCCAGCCGGGAUUUGAGGAAAUCAACGGAUCGUGUCAAGUCUGCAAAGUGGGGUUUUACCGCUCGCUGCUGGAGUCCUUGGCCUGCAGUAAAUGUCCACCCCACAGUGUGGCCAGGCAGACGGGAGCCACUGCUUGCAGUUGUGAGGACGGAUACUAUAAGAUCGACUCCGACCCUCCCAAUAUGGCCUGCACACGCCCUCCGUCUGCUCCACGUAACGCCAUCUCCAAUGUCAACGAGACCAGCGUCUUCCUGGAGUGGUCCGUUCCGAUGGAAACCGGUGGCAGGAAGGAUGUGCACUACAAUAUCCUGUGCAGACAGGUAUUGCCAGAUGGAAGGGGCUUGGAAGAAUGCGGCCCCAACGUACGUUUUCUGCCACGCCGCGUCAGCCUGUCAAACACCUCGGUCAUGGUGGCCGACCUGCAGUCACACACCAACUACAGCUUCCUGCUGGAGGCUGUCAACGGGGUGUCAGAGCUGGCCAAAGAGCACGCCAAGCAGUAUGUGUCACUUAAUGUGACAACCAAUCAGGCAGCACCGUCCCCAGUGAGUGUGGUGAGAAAAGGCAUUACGGGGAAGAGCAGCAUCUCCCUUUCUUGGGCAGAGCCUGAUCGCCCAAACGGCAUCAUCCUGGAGUACGAGAUCAAGUAUUUUGAAAAGGAACAGGACUCCAGCUACACGAUUAUAAAAUCCAAGGAGACUGAGAUGGUGGUGGAAGGCCUGAAGCCCUCUUCAGUCUACAUCUUCCAGGUGCGAGCCAGGACCUCAGCAGGCUAUGGCGCAUUUAGCCGACGUUUUGAAUUCCAGACCAGCCCUUACUUAACCGCGACCAGUGAGCGUGCUCAAGCUUCGAUAGUAGCGGUGGCCAUCACGUUGGCUCUGGUCCUACUGGCGGUAGUCGCUGGAUUCCUGCUCAGUGGACGGCGGUGUGGCUACAGUAAAGCAAAGCAGGAUCCCGAAGAGGAGAAGAUGCACUUCCACAACGGCCACAUAAAGUUCCCGGGGGUGCGCACCUACAUUGACCCCCUCACCUAUGAGGAUCCCAACCAGGCCGUGCAUGAAUUUGCCCAAGAGAUUGAUGUCUCGUUCAUCUCCAUAGAGAGGAUCAUCGGAGCUGGGGAAUUUGGCGAGGUGUGCAGCGGACCGCUGAGGCUGCCCGGGAAAAGAGAGAUCCAGGUUGCCAUCAAGACCUUGAAAGCAGGCUACACCGAGCAGCAGAGACGCGACUUCCUGUGGGAGGCGUCGAUCAUGGGCCAGUUCAACCAUCCAAAUAUCAUCCGUCUGGAGGGCGUGGUCACCAAGAGCAAGCCGGUGAUGAUCAUCACUGAAUACAUGGAGAAUGGAUCACUGGACACUUUCCUCAAGAAAAACGAUAGUCAGUUUACUGUAAUCCAGCUGGUUGGUAUGCUGCGUGGCAUUGCGUCUGGGAUGAGAUACCUGUCCGACAUGGGCUACGUCCACCGGGACCUUGCGGCUCGUAACAUCCUGGUCAACAGUAACCUCGUGUGCAAAGUGUCUGAUUUCGGGCUGUCCCGAGUCCUGGAAGAUGACCCGGAGGCGGCGUACACCACACGGGGCGGGAAGAUCCCGAUUCGCUGGACGGCUCCGGAGGCGAUCGCGUACAGGAAGUUCACCUCAGCCAGCGACGUGUGGAGUUACGGGAUUGUCAUGUGGGAAGUUAUGUCGUACGGAGAGAGGCCAUACUGGGAGAUGUCCAAUCAAGAUGUAAUAAAGGCAGUAGAGGAGAGCUAUAGGUUGCCGGGUCCUAUGGACUGCCCUGAGGCUCUAUACCACCUCAUGAUGGACUGUUGGCAGCGAGAACGCAGCAACCGCCCCAAGUUUGAUGAGAUUGUCUGUCUGCUAGACAAACUCAUUCGCAAUCCCAGCUCAUUAAAAAGACUGGUCAACUCCUCGCACAGGGUUUCCAACCUGUUAGUGGAGCAUGCCAGUGUAGAAGGGAACUGCAGCACUCUGAGCCAGACGGUAGGGGAAUGGCUCGACUCCAUCAAGAUGGGUCGUUACACUGAGCUCUUCAUGGAAGGAGGUUACUCUUCGCUGGAGACGGUGACUCAGAUGACAUCAGAGGAUUUGCGAAGAGUAGGAGUGAGCCUUGCUGGACAUCAAAAAAAAAUCAUCACUAGUAUUCAAGAGAUGAGAGUCCAUAUGAACAACACCAACUCUACUGUAAACAUCUGAUGGAUAUGUACAGGCAUGCACACACACACACGCAAAUGCACACAUAUGCACACACACACACACACACUAUAUGGACCUAGUAUUUGACGAAAAGACUUGCUAUUGGACCUAGAGCGGCUUAGCACUUUCUAAGGACAAAGAAGCCCACUGCAUAUGGAUCUAAACUGGAGGGUCCACAUUUUUGUGGUUCUUGUGUGUGGAGUUUGCUUUUGGUGUCGUUGGGGAUUUUUUUUGACAUUGCAGCACUAAAACCAAACUGAACUGAGCUGAGUGUUGCUACGUGAAGGAAAGAUGAUGGUGAGCGAAACUGAACUGAAGUGAAGCGUUUUCAUUCUAAUUAUUCCAAUUGUGUGAAUCUUGCAGAUUGUGAUAUCUCUGUGCACUGUUUGGAUUCUUUCAGAUCAAACGUGACACACAGACCACAGAUCUGGCUCUGAGAGCAGCCAGCAUUGUUUUGGCUGUGUCACAAAUACAUGGGGUUUCACGCAGCGCGCUAAAAAUGUAACUUUUUCAGCCCGUCUCAGGUGAUCUGAACCCGGUGGAUCUGAACAGUUUCUGUGGCAAUUUUCUCUGGAAGUACAGUUCCAUCACGAGUCAUUGAACUGAACACCAUUCUCAGGCGGGGGGGGGAAGUAAUAAUGGACAUGUUUAUUAGUUUCAGUCUUUGCUUUGCCAUGCUGACGUGCUUUAGAUUUAGUUUUCCUGUCGCAGGCACGUCUUCAUGCAACAAGACUGCAGUUUUAAUUCAGCUGUAUGAAACUAAUGAAAGGUCCAGACUCGUAUUCGGCAUCAUGUACUUCAUUGUCUUCCAAAGCGAUGCAAGACAAGACUACAUAAUGCAACCUUCAUCGUUUAAAGAGGCUGAAGUUUAAAAUACUACAAAGUAACAAGGAAAUCGUCUGGGUCUGGCUUCUUCCAGAUGAGUUUGGGUCUUAUUGAACCCUAUAACUGCUCUUCUGGCUGAAUGUAUAAAACUACACGAAUCACAACACUUGGUUGCCAAGUCAUUCUAUUUAGUUUGAUAUGAAAAUACUGUCAAACAGGAUUAGAUUGUGAUCAAUCUGGUCCCUAAUUCCAUCUUCUGAAUGAAGCAGUAUAUUGUAAAAGAUAUUCAGCUGGCUAUCCGUCAUCUUUGCACUGAAAAAUCUGUAGGAAUCUCGAGACAGAACUCAUUCAGCAAUCAAAUUUAGCUUCAUAUAACUGGAUACUUCACGCAUGUUUUAGUGGGAACGUUCACUCAGAUGCCGGGCAACCUUCGUGUAGGUCCGCACAGCUUCACUCAGAGUCUAGAAAAACUGUUUCCUGAGAUUCUACUGGAACCUGUGCUGAGACACCAAUGGAUACUUGGUAUCCCAGAUUCUGAUGAACCUUCACAUGCAGGCUUUACGUCGGACAUUCAAAAUGGAACAGUCGCACAGGGUUCUAAUGGAAAUGCCACAUGUUCAAAGGCACUUCCGGUAGGAUUCAGCUGGAACAUUCAAUCCAACAGUAAUUUAAUUUCAUGGAAAUGUUGAUCCUGAUGGAACAUUUGCUCAUGUGAUAAUGGAACCGGCAGUAAGAUUCCAGUGGGACUGUUUACUGAUAUUCUAAUGGGACCUUUACUCAGAUUCUAAUGGAAUCUCUUCUAGGAUUCCAAUGCAGCCUUCACUCAAGAGUGCACUCAGUUUUUCAUGGAGCCUUCACUUAGAAACCAACAACCUUCAGGUACCGCGGAAAACCCUCAACAAUUUAUUCAGUUCACCAUGCCGAUAGAGUCUCUCUCCACCACAUGUCUGCUACACCACAAUAAACCUCACUAACGGGACUGCUGAAAAUAAGGAGGCAAUAUUGAUCAACUUGAUAAUCAUCUAUUUAUUUAUACUUGUAAAAAUGAUGUAGACGGUUUGUUUCAUCAUAAUACUCUCUAUUGGACUACUGAGCAGCUCUGCCUACAUGUCUUUCAUGUAUAUAAUGUAUAAUAUAUUUAAAGCAGGGAGCAUUGUUCUUCUGUCUACCAUUAUGUGGACAAGUUGGUAUUGAUCAAGCAUCUCAGAGUAGUGCACAUUAUUACAUUUGUGACAGAUAUUCUAAAUCAGCAUUCCUGCUACUUAGACCUGGGCCACUGUCUGGUGGGGGCAACCAGCACAUCUGUCCCCAUAUAAGGGUGCCCCAAA
Messenger RNA from Anarrhichthys ocellatus (wolf-eel), 5453 nucleotides. RefSeq names its product EPH receptor A5. Gene Ontology annotation, molecular function: protein binding; transmembrane-ephrin receptor activity; ATP binding. The record is from RefSeq and is a predicted model, not a curated record. Lineage: Eukaryota; Metazoa; Chordata; Actinopteri; Perciformes; Anarhichadidae. Gene Ontology annotation, cellular component: plasma membrane; dendrite. Bases 259 to 3300 code for a protein of 1013 amino acids. Gene Ontology annotation, biological process: axon guidance; protein phosphorylation; ephrin receptor signaling pathway. The transcript has 19 exons.